Messenger RNA from Gambusia affinis (western mosquitofish), 621 nucleotides. RefSeq names its product proline-rich protein 2-like. The record is from RefSeq and is a predicted model, not a curated record. Bases 1 to 621 code for a protein of 206 amino acids. The transcript is spliced from 3 exons. NCBI's taxonomy places the organism in Eukaryota, Metazoa, Chordata, Actinopteri, Cyprinodontiformes, Poeciliidae.
AUGCAGCUGUGGCCUCAGGCGCCGCUCCCAUCUCUAAGGGUCGGAGGCAGGCGACCUGAGCCGCCGGUGGACCCGGCCCCUGGUCGCUUCCCGAAGUCUGCCCGGAAGAAGCGGCGUGAGCCGCCGGUGGAUCCGGCCCCUCGUCGCCUUCUGGGAACACCACCUCCGCUGUCAGCCCGGCAACAGCGACGUGAGCCGCCGGUGGACCCGGCCCCUCGUCGCCUUCCGGGAACACCGCCUCCUCUUCCUGCCCCGAGAAAGCGACUUGAGCCGCCGGUGGACCCGGCCCCUGGUCGCUUCACGGAGCCAUUACUUCCCCCCGCCCGGCCCGGGCGGCUCGCCCCGCCCCGCAGCGGCCCGGCGGCUCGCUCGCACUUCCCCGCAGCGGCCCCGGCGGCUCGCCGCACUUCCCGCAGCCGGCCCGAGGCGGCUCGCGCUUCCCCGCCAGCCGGCCCGGCGGCUGCCGCCCUUCCCCGCAGCCGGCCCCGAGGCGCCCGGCCCAGCGGCCAGCGGACUUCCUCCGCCCGGCCCGGCGGCCAGCGGACUUCCUCCGCAGCCGGCCCCGAGGCUGCUCAACGGACUUCCUCCGCUCCUGCCCUCAGUAAGUCCCCAGUUUCCUAG